Molecule: messenger RNA, 3025 nt
Organism: Onychostoma macrolepis
Lineage: Eukaryota; Metazoa; Chordata; Actinopteri; Cypriniformes; Cyprinidae
Gene: mboat2b
Product: membrane bound O-acyltransferase domain containing 2b
Exons: 13
Coding region: 427-1929 (500 amino acids)
Biological process (GO): lipid modification
Cellular component (GO): membrane
Molecular function (GO): acyltransferase activity
Source: RefSeq, a predicted model, not a curated record
CGUAGAUGUAUUAAUAUUAACAUUUCAUUUGCAUACUGUAUUUAUGAGCAUUCAUCAUUCAGUAGCAUACAUGUAAUACAAGUUAAUUUAAAGGAAGUGUUAGAAAGUUUCGCGGAAAUGAGUCGGACUUCCCCUCAAAGUGAAGUCUGGCAAACUCUUACCAACGUCUGCCUUUCAGCCAAUCAGAGCGGCCGAACGCCAAGUUGCGUAAUUAAUAUUCAUGAGUCAAGCCUUCACUGUAGUGGGAUUUGUAAAUGCGUUUGGCGGACAGUGGGGUGUUGUACUGCCGUUUUUUACCAGCAGUGGACAGCAGCAAGCAGCAACAGUCUCUCCAGAGGUGGAUGUGGAUGUGUGGGAUUGAAUCAGGGCGAGCUGGGCUGCCUCUGUCAUAGAGAGAACAGCACAGAACUAAUACAAUAGCGAAACAUGGCUACUGAGACGAUAUCAGCCUGCACCGGAUCCAACUUACUCCAGCCAAUAAGCGAGAUAACCAACCUUCCGUUAGAUCAGGUGAACUUUGUAGUAUGUCAGCUCUGUGCCCUGCUCACGGCUGUGUGGUUCAGGCUCUAUCUGCACCCCAGCAAGACCAGUCCUUUUGUGCGGCAUGUGGUGGCCACACUGCUGGGCAUCUACUUUGCACUCUUCUGCUUUGGCUGGUAUGCUCUUCAUUUCCUGCUCCAGAGUGGCAUUACUUAUGGAAUAAUGAUUCUGACUGGAGUCGAGCACAUGCACAAAUACUGUUUGGUGGUCGCCCUGGGUUAUCUAAGCUUCUGCCAAAUCACUCGGGUUUACGUCUUUGAUUACGGAAUGUACUCUGCAGAUUUCACAGGGCCGAUGAUGGUCAUUACACAGAAGAUUACCAGUGUGGCUUUUGAGAUCCAUGAUGGAAUGGCUAGGAAAGAAGAUCAACUAAAUCAAAGUCAAAAACUGUUGGCCAUAAGACGAAUGCCCAGUUUAUUGGAGUACUUCAGUUACAACUGUAAUUUCAUGGGGAUUUUGGCUGGUCCAACCUGCUCUUAUAACGAUUACAUAGCCUUCAUUGAGGGCACCCCCUAUCGCCACAGAGUCCUUGAGACCAAAGGAAAAGUCAAUGGGAAGAGCAGACUGAACGACCCUUCACCAAAUACAGAGGUAAUCCGGAAACUGGCCACCUGCUUCAUCUCUCUGCUGGUCUUCCUCUCCGUCUGCAAAGUCUGUCCUGUGGAGCGUAACGUUGAUGAUGAUUUUAUUGCCACCACGCCCUUCUAUGCUCAGGUGGUCUACCUGUAUUUGUCCAUGCUGACCACCCGGCCUAAAUACUACUUUGUUUGGACUCUGGCUGAUGCCAUCAAUAACGCAGCAGGAUUUGGAUUUAAUGGCUACGACAGUAAUGGUUUGCCUCGAUGGGAUCUCAUUUCCAACCUCAGGAUCAUGAAUAUAGAGCUUGCCACCAGCUUUAAAGUAUUCCUGGAUAACUGGAACAUUCAAACAGCACAUUGGCUUAAGAGGGUGUGUUAUGAACGUUGUCCCUACAACCCCACUGCUGCAACCUUCCUGCUGUCAGCCAUGUGGCAUGGGGCUUACCCAGGCUACUACCUCACCUUCCUCACUGGCAUCGUCAUCACUCUUGCAGCCAGAGCUGUGAGACACAAUGUAAGACCGUACUUCUUGGGUUCUCCAGCUCUCAAGUUUGUGUAUGAUGUCAUCACGUGGGCGGCUACACAGAUUGCCAUUUGUUACACAGUGGUUCCCUUUGUUCUGCUUUCUGUGGGUCCCUCGCUCAAGUUCUACAGGUCAUGGUACUUCUGCAUCCACAUAGGCUGUAUACUGCUGGCCAUCGCGUUGCCUGUGAAACCACGCCACCUGCGGCUGAAAGAGCAACAGCCUGCUGUACAACCAAGUCUGGAGAGCACAGACAGCAACAGCAACCAGAAACAAAAAGCCACAUGAGUCCUGGAACAGCUUACCAAUCUUCUAUACACUCACAGACUGGGCAAAUGUACCUAUUCUCCAGCCACACAUGAAGAGAGUCAGAUAAACUAAAGCUCACUAAUAAACCAACCAACCAGCCUCUGUCUGGACUGAUAGAGUAAGUCAUCCCUUGGCUCAGUAUAGUGGUACUGGGAUUGGACAGUGAUUUGAGGUGAUGGAAUCAAAUCUGACUGGUAUAAGAGGAGUUUUAUUGCCAAGAAAACACUGUUGUAUAGAAUUAUCUGACCUUGCCUUUGUAAUUCAACUCGUCACAGCAAGUAUUAGUGUCCUAACCUGGUGGUCUUGUAUUGGGCUGUAAAUAGGAUUUUCUUGCAAGGGACAAGGCCAAUAUCACUUGCAGAAAGCUGGCAAUAUUAUAUGUGAAAGCGAAAAUGUUUAAUGUGUUAGGGGUAAAAAUAAAUAUGACUAACUAAACUAACAGGAAAAAUAAUAACGUUAUUGGAAAAAAGGAAAGAAGAUCAAAGGAUGGAGGAAUUCUUUGCAAAAUAAACUUUAAAUAAUGUCCAAAAAAUUUAAGACAAGUUGUUUUUUGAAGUCACAAAGACUGAAUUAAGAUUUGAUUCCAUGGCUGUGCCAUUAAAAACUGGGCUCUUGGCCCUUUGUCAUGUUAUGUUUGUUAUGGUCUGUUGUAGCGUGUCGUCCAUGUAGUCUUCAUAUAAAAUGCUGAAAGUUACACAUAAUACAUUCCAAUCUAAAGACCAGAGAUUCUUUUCUCAUAAACAAAAGUAUUUCUUAGACUAAUCCAAUUUUGGAAAGUAGUGGAAUGUUUGAGUAACGUCCAGCAAAAAAAUGGAUAGUACUGUUAACUGCAUGACUUUUCGAGUCAGGCAGGUGGUGAUUCUGUAUGCACAGUAAUGCACAUUUUGUAUGGCCUCAGUCAGCUUCAAGGGUUGGCCUGCUUAGGGUUGAAAAUGAAGCUGAUGUUUGUGUUAAAGACGUAUGAAAUUGUAGAGGAUGUAUACUGGAUUUGUUUGAAACAUUACGUUCUCUGUGUGGAUCUGGAACAUUUGUUUUUUGCAAAUUAUGUGAUUAAAAAAAGGUCUUUUUACUACUA